Molecule: messenger RNA, 1578 nt
Organism: Aspergillus homomorphus CBS 101889
Lineage: Eukaryota; Fungi; Ascomycota; Eurotiomycetes; Eurotiales; Aspergillaceae
Exons: 1
Coding region: 139-1560 (473 amino acids)
Biological process (GO): lipid metabolic process
Molecular function (GO): phosphoric diester hydrolase activity
Source: RefSeq, a predicted model, not a curated record
UUCUUAAGCCCGGUCGGGCAAAGGGUCCAGUGCACGAGUGGAGCAGGGCCAGUUGUGUCCACGUAUCCCGACCAUCGCCCAUCAUGCAGGUCGCAUCAUACUCGCCUGCUUUUCCGGUCGGGGCCACAAAUAAGCAAUAUGCCAAGCAAGGGGAUUUCGGUCUACAGCUACAUUUCGCCCGCGGUAGAAGGCUACGAGGUGGGAUUUUCCAUCCCCGGAGAGGAUGUCCUGCACACGUCCGCCCACAACUUCUCCUCUCGUCGCCUGGAACUUGACUCCGCCAACAUUCCCGGUGCGGACCACUUUACCGGUCGGUUCGAGUGGAAGGUCGUUCGUUACGGCGAAGUCGUCGCUAGUGCCUACAAUGACAUCAGUACCUUGACGGGCAAGGUCACUGGCGGGGAGAUGGUUUCCACCCAGGAUUUCCACCCCAUCGUGCUGGACGAUGCCAUCAUCACGUACGGCUUCUACAAUGCGGGAUGCGGGGAGGUUGGUCUGACGAAGCGGGAUCAGUGCUAUGUGACCAUCUGUUCGACGAGCAACCGCGCCUGGAUGGGCGGUCUAGCCCCCGUCGGAUCCCUGGAGGCGCAGAAACCGUUCUCACGAUUCGCGCUCGCUGCUCCUCAUGACAACGGGAUGAACAGCAUGGCCAGUUGCGAGGCAGUGUUCCAGCAUCUGAACGGGGACAUGCUCUCCGCCGUCCGCGAACUCGUGCCGAUACUCGCCCACAUCAAGCACAUCCCCGACCAUUUCCUCAUGGAGAAGCUUCCUCACAUCGUCUACGGGCUGGCCAUCACCCAGAAGAAAGAGAUCGCCGUGAUGCUGGACAUGGGCGCCCGAUACUUCGAAUUUCGCCCGGCGAAGUUGCUGCCCAUCUUCCAGAAGAUCUCCUCGCUGCCGGACACGUACUACUUCCAACAUGCGUGCAUCCCCGGACUGGCAUUCGAUGCCUUCCUCCGCGCGCAGGUGGCCUUUCUAGACGAGAACCCCACCGAGAUUGUGACCAUCCAUAUUCGCUGGGACAACAUCGUGGCCGACUGCGAGAGGCCCACCGAAGCGGAAAUCGGGAACCUACUCACUGAGGCGUGUGCCACGGCGACCCGUAAUCCCCUGACUUGGGGCGCCCGCGAGUGUUUCAACCAGCCGAUCGAUGAGCUCCGCAGUAGCGGCAAGCGACUGAUCUGUGUGAUCGAGGCGGACAAGUACGACAGCUGGACGGCGGAGGCGUACGCGACGCUGAGUGCAGAUUCGAUUCUCGCUCGGUUCGAAGGGAUGACCACUGAGGGCCAGGAGAGUAGUGACUUAACGGUGCUGCAGUGCCAGGCCACCUCGCAGUCCAUCAAGGAGGUGAUGGUCUAUAGUGUUGUGGAGGCAGGCGCGGUGUCGUCGUGUUUGACCUCCACUAAAGCCGCGUUGGACACCCGGACUCUUCCGUGGAUUCGGGAGAACGCAUUGGAACGGUUGCAGGCGGAGAAGACGAUUGUGAUUAUGAACGAUUUCAUCGACGGGGCUACGACGGACACGUCGAUUUUGCUGUCGAAGCAGCGGUUGGCUUUGUAGAGAUACCAGGUACGGUAG